UCAUUUUUUUGGCGUCAGACUCUAUCCAUAAAUAUCACCGAUCCUCGAUGUCAUCCGAUGGGAUGGGUAGCCAGUCAUCAAGAGGAUGCGGUCGCCUAUUGCCCUGGAAAGUACAGUGCAGAAAGUAUCAAGAAGUUUGCCAAGAACUCCGUUCCUGCCAUUGUCUUCAAAAAAUAUGAGUUAAAAGAACAUGUCCUCAAGGUUGGUUGCUUAGUCGAAGUACAGGAUGCUGAACAAAGAGCGGUCAUAUUCCCUGGACAUGUUAGCGAAAUCAUAAAUUCACACUUUGUAAAAAUUGUCUCGUCUUCAUAUGGCCGACCAGACACACGGGAGAUUGUGGCGCAUCGAGGUACGCAUGGUGUGUUUCCGCAGGGAUUUUGUGCUUCGGUUGGAUAUCAGCUUUCUUUACCUCAAAAGUCGUUGUUAAAAGACAAAAACUCAUUGAAUUAUGGAUGGAGUUGGAAGUCUUAUGCAGCGGAAUGGGGUAUUCCUGGGAUACCUACGAGCGAGUACAAUUUUGAGCCAAUUCCUGGAAGAGAGGCAAGAAUUGCUCCAAUGAGGCAUGUCGAGGUGUUUUGCUACCAACGUGGAGUCAUGUAUGCAGCUCUAAUUCAUCGUGCAGUUCGUAAUCUUGUGCUAGUCGAGUUGAGCUGUGACACCACACCUAACCCGCCUCUGAUGUUUGUCAUCGGAUGCGAUAAUCUUUUUCCUUGUGGAUUUGCUGCUAAGUAUGAUAUUCCUUUCAUUGGAGAAGCUCCAUUCAUGUCACUUCCUCCUUUGAAGAACGAAGGUGCUCCCCGGUUUGAUCUGCUGCGGCUUGGCUAUACAUCAAAACCUGGUAAUAUUUUCCAAAAGAGGAAUCUAGGCGAUCCAGCUUUCAUGCCCGAGUUUUGGACGAAAGGCAAGAGGAUUUUCUUUUACUUGAAUGUUGCAUUUUCCUUCUCCAAGUAG
Messenger RNA from Strongylus vulgaris, 951 nucleotides. The record is from the annotation of a GenBank genome assembly. NCBI's taxonomy places the organism in Eukaryota, Metazoa, Nematoda, Chromadorea, Rhabditida, Strongylidae.